Molecule: messenger RNA, 2031 nt
Organism: Filobasidium floriforme
Lineage: Eukaryota; Fungi; Basidiomycota; Tremellomycetes; Filobasidiales; Filobasidiaceae
Exons: 4
Coding region: 88-2019 (643 amino acids)
Biological process (GO): nucleobase-containing compound metabolic process
Cellular component (GO): nucleus; cytoplasm
Molecular function (GO): nucleic acid binding; 3'-5' exonuclease activity
Source: RefSeq, a predicted model, not a curated record
CUCAUACUCCUUUGUCGCAGGAAAUCACGGCCCAUAGCACUCGAGUUGAUGUAUCUGGGACCUAUCAAAUCUCCAAUCUAGCUGGUAAUGAAUCGCCAGCUAUUCGCGUCGUGCAACAAGACCGUCAUCAGAACAUCCCACAAACACAUCAACAACCAGAACAGCAAUAACAACAUGCUGAGUAUGAACAUGCCGGGAGGGUAUACCUCAUCGCCUAUGCCCAGUUCGGGACAAGCCAGGUGGGACGAAAGAUUAGAGGAAGAAUCUCAGCGGACGUAUAGUCCUUGGUCGGGGAGACUAGUCUUUGCAAAGACUCGGAAGGAGGAGAACAAUAACGGUCUCGCUGAUGAGCGAAAUGAAUGCACUCGUCGCGGGUCGACAUCUUCGAACGAUCAGUCAGGCUUCUCGGAGCAGGAAGACGAGGUUCAACAUAUCAAGACUAUCACUAGAAAUAUCCACAACGUUGAUAGGUACGACGACAUAAACAAGAACGACCCCGAUAUCCGCUCUUCUCUCCUAAUCGACCGGAUCAUCGACCUCACUCUUUCACCGUCCCCAUCAGGAUCGAAAUCUCGGAUAUCGGAUCAGGACGAGCAGAUGAUCACUCCUAUUCGAGCCAGACCUCGAGCGGUGGCACGAUACGCCUCGCCCGAAUGUAGAACCGCCAUGAGUCCCCUAAAACCCAGGUUCAGUGGGCCUGCUCAACAACAGCCAAAGGUCGGAAUGAAGACCUUGCACCCGUUCUUCAAUCCGCCGACCGCUGCUUGUGGGUCGCCGUCGAGCCCGUUACCGCCUUUAUCGCAUGCGCCUAGAUUGUCCAUGAGGACGCUCCAGCCGGGUAGUCAGAGCACCGAGUCUGCUACCUCUAGCAGUCAGGCCAGUACCAGUACCUACACGAGUACCAGUACUGGUACUAGCUCCACUACCACUUCGCCCGGGUCUUAUCGUCGACCCGUACAGGUGCUUCGAGGGUUGCAGAAUUCGAGAGUCGUCAUAGAGGAGAGGAUUGCGACCGGUCAUCGAGAUCUGUGGACCUGGGGCAAAUCUCGCGAGGUCGAGAAGGUGCCGGACGAUUUGAUCUUGGACUUUGACGCUCUUAACCUCGAUGCCAGAGCUUUGCCGAAGUCUGCUACUACCGCAAACCCGAGCAAAGCUACCACGAAUCUCCCCCCGAGCAAGACCACAACACUGGUCAAGCCAAAGGUCGCCGCUGCACCGAAACCCGCCGAACCUGAAAUCGCACCUGAACCCGUGAUCCCCAGACGCCCUGUCAACAAAGCCUUCUUUGAUGUUCAGGAUCUCCCCUUCUUCUCCUACAAGUCCCUCAAACCGCCUCCGACCAUCGUCUACACUUGUUGUCCGGACGAGACGAAUGACCUCUUGCCUCUCCUGAAAGGCGACGUCGUGGGAUUCGACAUGGAAUGGCCCGUUAAUUAUCGUCGAUACAAGGGCUCGACCAAGGCGACAAAAUUGGACGACAAGACGGCGUUGAUACAGAUCUGUGAUGACAAGAUAGUUUUGUUGUUGCACUUGUCAAAGAUGAGAUCAUUUCCUAAAGGGCUUAUGAACCUGAUCAACAACGAAAAGAUCUUCAAGGUCGGUGUUAACAUCCGGGGAGACGCCCGAAAAAUUCACCAAGAUUAUGAAUACGUCGACCCCAAGUCGAUGCUCGACCUGUCAUUCUUGGCACGCGCAGUCGACCCGGACAAUUGUGGCAACGGGAGCCAGCUCAUCUCGCUAGCUCGGUUGACCCGAGGAUACAUCGGGAACGAUCUGAACAAGGACGACGGGUUGAGGAAGAGCGAUUGGAGUUUGGCGUUGGACGAAGAUCAGAAAGAGUACGCGGCCAACGACGUCGUGGCGUCGAUGUCGAUCUAUCGCAAGCUUGAGCAACUAGCGAAGGAACGCGGUCUUCGUGUCGAUAGGGACGAAAUCUGCAAUCCUCCACCUCCCGCGCCCCCAGCUGCAAACAGCGUCGCAGCCUACUGGGCUCGUCGCAGAAGUUGGGGCAAAAAGUGAUGCCUUCUCCGU